UUCAAAACAAACACAAUCUAAUCAGUAAAAUUUUUUGAUUUUUAAAAAUUUUUUUAAAUUAUUAAUUUAUAUGCAUGCAGUUGAAUUGAUGCAUGUUAAUUAUUCAUUUUAUCGAAUAAAAAUUGAAAUACAUUAGUAAAAGUGGUAAUAUAAAUGUGAAUUCCCACAACUGAUCAUUUCUCAGGACCAUUCGCUGAUUUCCGAGGGAAUAAUCCGAGGUAUUCGUGAAUUCUGACGUGUUAUUAAGAAUUACAAAAGUUACUUUUAAUUAACUCGUAUUUUCAUCAGCCAACGAAUGUGACAAAAAAAUCGUACAUGGAGAAAACGGUGAAAAACUCGACCGAACCGAAGCCUGGAUCAAACCUAAAACGACCUCGAAGACCCGAACAAUGGAAACAAAACCGUUUAAAAUCGUCGCGAGUCAGCGGAGAAUCCUACGAGGCGAGAAACGGGACCAUCGUUGGCGAGAAACGAUUCCGAGCCAUCGAUAAAUGCUGCAAUUUCGAAUGCGCCAAAAAAGUAGACACGUCUAGCCAGCAGUAUUUAUUCGAAGACUUCUGGAAACGUGGUAAAAGCAAACAAAUCCAAGAUCUCAAUUUAGCCUCGUGUCUGAGGUGGACAGCUGUAAAACGACGACGAACUAACGCGAUCAACAGAAAUCGUCAAAACCAGUGGCAGUAUUUUAUUCGUCUAGGAGCCGCCGAUGUGCGUGUUUGUCGCAAAUUCGUCGCAAAUUUAUACCAAGUCAGUGAGAAAAGACUUCGCAUUAUACAACUGAAAAUUACCAGAGGCGAAACUUCGUUUCAAGAGAAUAGAGGUCGUCAUACGAAUCGACCCCAUCGAACACCUGAAAAUGCAUUGCUUUUGAUGAAAGAACACUUCACUUCAGCAUCUCAGAGCGAUUCGUUCUACAUUACUUCUAAAAAAGGCGGGUCGAGGCUCGACUAUCAAAAGCUUUACGAUUCGUUUAGUCAGUAUUACGAAGGAAGGACUCAAACAGCGUUAUCAAUAUCGAGCAGAAUGUAUAAAACUUUGUUUCGUAAAAAUACCGAAUUCAUGCUCUCUCCAAAUACUGCCAACGUUUAUCUGAGCGACGAAUCCGUCGAAGUUGUGGCGUUGCCGAUGGAUGAUUCGCUGAUAUUUAAUGGUGGAUUAAACGACGGAGUAAGUGCUAAUGGAUUGCUGGAUGGAAACCAUCCCCAUCAACAGUCAUCGUUAUUUGCUCAUAGAUCGUUUGAUGAAAGCUGCAAUGAUCAACAGACGUCUUUACUCGAUGAUAGUCAUCAAUUAGCUUUACUCAGUGAUGGAUCGCUCCAUGAAAGACACCUUAAUCAACAUCCAUCAUUACUCGCUGAAGUAUUGCAGAAUGGGAGCAACAGAUCGUCAGGUGCUGAUAGAUCGCUAGAUCAAAAUUACUAUUAUCAACAACAACCCUCGUCAUCCGUUGCUGCUGUCGAAUAUCCUCCACUUGAAGAAACUAGCGAUCAUCAUAACCCAUCGUUAGCUGCGGAUGAAAGGUGGGAUCCUCUCAAAGCUCACGAAAAUGGUUGCUCAACAUUACUUCAAAAUGGAUUACCUGAUUCAGGCGAAAUCAACGACGAAAAUACCCCUACCGAGGUACAAUUUCAACCGAUGAACAGUUGCUGCGUUCAGAAAUGUUACCAGAAAUUCGAAGCGUCUAGUCAGAAAUAUCUGUUCGCCGAAUACCGCAACCUUGGAAAAAGUAAACAGAUCCAAGAUUUAUACUUAGCAUCGUGCCUUAAAAAGAUAGAUGUCAAGACCCACCUGACGGAUGCGAAGAAACUACAACGCCAAAGGUGGCAUGUUUUCCUUAAAGUCGGAUCUGUCAAUGUACGAGUAUGUCUAUCGUUUUUGAAAAAUCUAUACCAAGUCUCGGAUAAAAGGAUACGAGUAAUACAAAGCAGAAUAUUACGAGGUGACACUUCUUUCUUAGAGACGAGAGGUCGUGGCAAAAAAAAUCCACGAAGUUUACCACCAAAAGUAGUUCCUCUGAUGAAAGACCAUCUUUCGUCGAUACCUCAUUACGAAUCGAGUUCUCCUGCUCGAUGUAAAUACUUCGAAAACCCGGAUCUCAACCUGAAAAGGAUUUACAAAGCGUUCUGCGAAUAUUACAAAGAAAAUACCGGUAAUACUUUAACACUGAAAUUCGCCAAGUACUCGGAACUCUUUCACAUCCAUUCGGAGAUCAAAUUAUCACCACCUGAUGCCAACUACUGUGAUACAUGCGCUUCUUUUAAAUCUUCAGUUUCAUUAAUGGAAAAUGUACCGACUGCCCAGAUGGCUCACGAAGAUUUCCGCAACAUGCAUAUCGAAUUGAGGAACCGUCUUUUGACAGAAGCUAAAAAAGGUGAAAUCUUGAUGAUCGAAUUCGAUUACAUUCCGAAUAUCUGCGUUCCUCGGUUAAACUCGACUCAAGAAAUAUACCAGCAAUUGACUUGGGUCCACGGAUUUAAUGUCCACAAUCACUGCGACGAUUCCUCCUACAUGUAUUUGUUUCCCGAAAGCAAAGCUGUCAAGAACGCCGACUCCGUUAUAAGUUUUAUAUAUGCUACGAUUCAGCCUAUUUUGGAAUCACAGCACAGCUAUCGAAGAGUCGUAUUGUUAUCCAACGAUUGCGACGGUCAAAACAAACACAUGUCCGUGGUGCAAUUCUGUACGUGGAUGUCUGUCAUUCAUCAAAUACCAUUUCAACAAAUUUUCCCCGUUGAAGGCCACUCGUCGAACAUUUGUAGCCAGAAUUACGACUUGUUUCGUCUAAAGAAUCAAAAAAGAACGAGACUGAUCGACGUGAAACCUAUUUUGGAAGACAUGGUGUCUGCUAGAACGCAUCCUUCGCCAUUUCUCGUUUCUUACGACUUGGCGAUAAUGGAUCGUUGGACGGAAGCGUUUACCGGCUACUUCUCGGCACAACCGAAAAACGACAAUCGGCGGAAGUUUUUUAUACAGAGUUACAUGCAAUUGAAGUACAUCGGCGGUAAAGUUUACGGAAAUACGACUUAUUACGAUAAUUCGGAGUUGUGGGUAGAAUUUACCUAUAUUCUGAAGCACAUCGAUAUUAGAAAUAUCACCUUGCGAUCGUCUAUUCCUCCUGGAGUUGAUCCCGCCAAAAGAAAAAACGUGUUUUCCCUUUUUUGCUUUUUGACCAGCGAGGAGAUCAUCAAAUUUCAAGAAUCGUUCAGCGUGUAGCUUUGAAAAAAUGGAUGUUUUAUUUUAAUUUCGACUUAGUUCUGUUCGUGAUAUUAUUACUCUGAGAUAUAUUUACUCGUGAAUUUUAAAUACUUACAAUGCACGAGCUUUUUGUUUUGUAUUCCUGUUGUUUGUUUAAUGAUUUACAUAUAAAUUUUCUACUU
Messenger RNA from Planococcus citri (citrus mealybug), 3371 nucleotides. Its product is annotated as prolyl 4-hydroxylase subunit alpha-2-like. The record is from RefSeq and is a predicted model, not a curated record. The transcript is spliced from 3 exons. Gene Ontology annotation, molecular function: L-ascorbic acid binding; iron ion binding; procollagen-proline 4-dioxygenase activity. The coding region runs from base 316 to 3207 and encodes 963 amino acids. Lineage: Eukaryota; Metazoa; Arthropoda; Insecta; Hemiptera; Pseudococcidae. Gene Ontology annotation, biological process: peptidyl-proline hydroxylation to 4-hydroxy-L-proline. Gene Ontology annotation, cellular component: endoplasmic reticulum.